AUGACAACAGCAGACGAAUACAAGGCAGAAGGUAAUAAAUACUUUGCUGCUAAAGAAUUUGAAAAGGCCAUUGAAGCAUUUACUAAAGCAAUUGAAGCCUCACCUGAACCAAACCAUGUUCUUUAUUCCAAUCGUUCUGGGUCUUAUGCCUCAUUAAAAGAUUUCAGUAAUGCUUUGAAGGAUGCCGAAGAAUGUGUUAAGAUCAAUCCUAAUUGGGCUAAAGGUUAUAAUAGAAUUGCAGGGGCCGAAUUUGGAUUAGGUAAUUUUGAUCAAGCCAAAUCAAAUUAUGAAAAAUGUUUAGAAUUGGAUCCUAAUAAUGCCAUGGCUAAAGAAGGUUUAAAAUCAAUUGAAUCUGCCUUGGCAUCUGGUAAUGGUGGUGAUGACAACGAUUUAGGAUUUGGUAAAAUUUUAAAUGAUCCUAAUCUUUAUACUAAAUUGAAAAAUAAUCCCAAAACCAGUGAAUUUAUGAAUGAUCCUCAAUUUGUGGCUAAACUUGAACGUCUUAAAACUAAUCCACAAUUGGGUAAUCCAGAAAUGUUUAGUGAUCCAAGAUUAUUGACAGCAUUUGCUGCCUUGAUGGGUAUUGAUAUGAAUUUACCAAACAUGGGUUUCACCGCUCCAAACGAAUCACAAUCUAAUGAACCAAAGGAGGAACCAAAGGAGGAAGAAACUAAACCAAAAGCAAAGGAAGAACCUAAAGCAACUGAAGACAAAGACACUCCAAUGACUGAUGCCCAAGAUGAAACUACUAAUGACGCCAAAUCUCAAGCUGAUAUUGCUAAAGCUGAAGGUAAUACCUUAUAUAAGAAACGUCAAUUUGAUGAAGCAAUUGCCGCAUAUAACAAAGCUUGGGAAUUACAUAAAGAUAUCACUUAUUUAAAUAAUCGUGCUGCUGCUGAAUAUGAAAAAGGUGAUUAUGAUGCUGCUAUUACUACAUGUGAAAAGGCAAUUGAUGAAGGUAGAGAUAUGAGAGCUGAUUAUAAAUUAAUUGCUAAAUCGUUUGCUCGAUUAGGUAAUAUUUAUUUGAAAAAAGAUGAAUUACCUGAAGCCGUGAAAAAUUUUGAAAAAUCUUUAACUGAACAUCGUACUCCAGAUGUAUUAAAUAAAUUAAGAUCAACUCAACGUGAAAUUAAAACAAGAGAAUUAAAUGCUUAUAUAGAUCCUGAAAAGGCUGAAGAAGCAAGAUUACAGGGGAAAGAAUAUUUCACUAAAGGUGAUUGGCCAAAUGCUGUUAAAGCAUAUACAGAAAUGAUUAAAAGAGCACCAGAAGAUGCUAGAGGAUAUUCUAAUCGUGCUGCUGCAUUAGCUAAAUUAUUAUCAUUUCCUGAUGCUGUACAAGAUUGUAAUAAAGCUAUUGAAAAAGAUCCAAAUUUCAUUAGAGCUUAUAUUAGAAAAGCUAAUGCUCAAUUGGCAAUGAAAGAAUAUAGUCAUGUAAUGGAUACUUUAACUGAAGCAAGACAAAAAGAUAUUGAAUUGAAUGGUGGCGUUGGUAAAUCAACUCAUGAAAUUGAUGAAUUAAUGAAUAAAGCAACUUAUCAAAGAUUUCAAGCUAUUGAAGGUGAAACUCCUGAACAAACUAUGGAAAGAGUUUCAAAAGAUCCAGAAAUUGUUCAAAUUUUACAAGAUCCAGUAAUGCAAGGAAUUUUGGCUCAAGCAAGAGAAAAUCCAGCAGCUUUACAAGAUCAUAUGAAAAAUCCUGAAGUUUAUAAGAAAAUUAAUAUGUUGAUUGCUGCUGGAGUUAUUCGUACCAGAUAA
Candida dubliniensis CD36 is the source of this 1755-nucleotide messenger RNA. It is a transcript of the gene STI1, whose product is annotated as Hsp90 cochaperone. The record is from RefSeq and is a predicted model, not a curated record. The coding region runs from base 1 to 1755 and encodes 584 amino acids. NCBI's taxonomy places the organism in Eukaryota, Fungi, Ascomycota, Pichiomycetes, Serinales, Debaryomycetaceae. Gene Ontology annotation, molecular function: Hsp90 protein binding. The transcript has a single exon.